Molecule: messenger RNA, 4245 nt
Organism: Racocetra fulgida
Lineage: Eukaryota; Fungi; Glomeromycota; Glomeromycetes; Diversisporales; Gigasporaceae
Source: the annotation of a GenBank genome assembly
CUCACAUUUGGUCUAGAUCCAAUUGAAUUAGACCCAACAGAAUUUGUCACUAACGAACUUACUAAUGAACUGUUCGCUUCGCUUAUUGAGCCAUCUCUAAAGGAACAAAAUCAAUCUGGUAUUUUUCGUAAUUUAUUUCCGUAUCUUGUGGAUACUAUCUGCAGAACCAUUCCAAUCACCAGAUUAGUUAAUUAUAUCCAAGCAAUUAAUGAAGAUGAUGAAGUUGAUGAUAUAUACAAAAUUCUCCAAUGUUUUGAAGGAUGUACGGUCCCUACAAAUUCUUUUUCAAAAAUUCUCAGUGCAAUUGUUGCUGCAAAUAUCCCUAUUCCGAUUUAUCUUUCAAAUGAUACGCAUUCUCAAAAAGGCCUAAAAGUUCUUAAUGGAAUGCGUGACAUUAUUGCCACUCGUAAUUAUCAUCUUUUUAUCUCCGUAAACCGAGCAAAUACUGAUUUAGAAAUACCUUUCACGAAACAACUUUAUAAAAAUUACUCAAAUAAUCGUGAAGAUUCUUCAGGCAUUUGUAAUCCAAAUUCUAUUGACCUUUCUUUCCAUGCUGCAUCAGAAAAUCAUUCUCGCCCACCCUUGGCUAUUUCGGAAAAUGACUUUGAUGGAAAUGAACUCGAUGAACAAUUUAUUUCUACCAUCAACGACAUUUCUGUUGAAUGUCAUAAUGGUUAUAAACGAAGAAUUUUGAUCUUAUUUUGGGGAGUUAAGCCUCAGUUUUUCAACGAACAUAAAGAAAAUGUUGAAACAUUGUUAACUUCAAAAUUUACUAAUGAUGAAUUCAUGAUCGAACUGGUUUUAAAUGAUGAUACCGAAGAUUUUUUAUCAGAAAACGAUUUUGCAAUAUCAAUGGCAGAACUUGAACAAUUUACUUGUCGUGCUGAUAUAUUGUAUGCUUCAUAUUGUUCAAAUGAAAUUGAAAAACUACAGGAUAAAACUCGUUUCAAAACCUCUGAAGAUUCGCGUUAUCAGACUGAAGGCGAAAUUAAUCUAAAAAUCCGAGAUCUUCAGAAUGAACAAAAAAAUAUUGUUGACUUUUACUUUAAGGAUUAUCUUAUUUCAUUGGAACAAAAAGCAGAAGAAAUAAAAAAUACCUUAAUUGAGAGUGAUAGAUCAAAUAUUCAGCGAAAAGAACUAAAGCAAAAAAUUGAAGACUUAGAUAUAACGAUUCAUGACUUUUGGAGAGAAUUUAUUAUUUUAUCCCAGAUAAUGAUAAAAGAUGAUUUGAAUACAAUAGUCAAUCCAAAACGUUUAUCAUUUAGGCAGCUCGAAAAAGCUUAUAGUAUUUGGAUACGUGAAGGAGAGGCAAUUCAGAUAUUAGAAGGAGCAUCACUUAGAACAAUAAAUUCCGAUUUUCUUUCAUCCGUAUUAAGUAAAAUAAUAUCGAAUUCUAAACAACAAUUGAUAGUUCUCUCAGUAAUUGGACUUGAAAAAUUGGAUGUUUUAAUCAUAGAUUCUGAAGGAAUGGGAUCUACAGCAGCAAAAUAUAUUUCAAGACGUACAGACUUCGAUAAAAAAAUGACGCUUCUUGGUUUUAUGUGCUCACAAAUCCUAAUCGUCAACACUAAAGGACUUACGCGAGAUAUUUCAGAUACUUUAGAGGUUUCUUCGUAUCAUCUAGAUGCACUAAGUAAUAGAAACUCUAAACCAAGGAUCAGCUUUGUUUUACGAGAUAUGAAAGAUGCCAAGCAUGCCCAAAGUCCGGCAUUUAAAAAUAUUCGUGAUGAUUUAAAAAAGAUGUUUGACGAAAUUCCUGGUGGUUCUCAUGAUAUAGAUGAUUUUAUGGUCGUAGAAGAACAGGAUGUUCAUUUAUUAGAGAAUGCAUUUGCUUGUUCUUUUGAUGAUUUUUAUCCACAAUCUAUGCUCACUGAUAGUGAAAAUUUUCAUUAUCCUGCUGAAACUUUUCCGUUAAAAAUAUCUAAACUUCGCAAAGAAUUACUCAAUUCUGCGUUGAUUCCAAGUGAAAAUCAUGAAUCUCAGAUAUUUAAAAAUAUCCACGGUAAGAAAUGUUUAGUAUAUGCUCAAGAAAUCGAUGAACGUGGGAAUUUUCUUCAUUUUAAAGACUCUAAAACAAUACAACAAUGGAGCGCAAUGAAAAAAUUAGUCUACGGUUACAAUGAUACUACAGUAAAAUCUUAUAAAGAAAAUGGACAAAAUUUAAUAGAGGAACAAGCAAGUAAAGGACAAUGGAAUGAAAACAACGAUAUAGAAUUUGAAACGUUUCUUGCUCAAGAAACUGAAUUUCGACGUAAUGAAACGAUUGCUGACUUUAAAGAAAAAGUUUCAAAUCAAUAUGAAGCACAAAUAAUUGAUGAGGGCGAAACCCAUAUAAAAACAGUAUUUGCUGUUGAAAAACAAAAACUUAAAGAACUAUAUGCAAAAAGGCAACGACAAUCUAAAGAAUCUUGGUUAAUAAAAUCAGCACAAAUGCGGAUUGGCGAAACAGUCGGGAAAAUUCUUAGAGAACAUAAAGAUAAGACACCUGAAGAGUUUAAAAGCAUUUUUUCUGAAUCAAAAUGUAAAGAGUUAUUUAAUAUGGAAUGGAAAAAGGUAGAAAAUGAUAAAGAAAAUUUUAUGUGCACAAUAAUAAAGAAAACAAAAGAACUAGAACAGCAUGUAGUUGAUUCUUUUAAUCAGGCUAUAGCGAUCGGACGAGCUAUAAGUAACAAUGCUAAAAAUGAGAACACUUCAAAAGAAAGAACAAAGUUUAACAGAGCAUUUUGGAAUAAAGUUUCAACACCAGCAACUUUAAAUAAAUUUGAAAUUUGUGUUAUAGAUACGCAAGAAAUUAAUAUUAAAAUAAAUUAUAGCAAAGGAAUUGAUAAAUUCCUAAAUGCUUAUAACAAAAUAACUGAUAAAUUGCUAAAUGACAUUCCCAGUGAUAACAGUGAUAAAGAAAAGAAUGAUUUUAAGAAUAACGUCCUAUAUGAGAUUAAAACUGAGAUUGCAAAUACUUGCGAACAAAUAUGUGAUGAUCUUUCGUCUCAAAAUGCUCUUGCAAUUGAAUUUAAUCAGGCUUUAGAAUGGCUUAAAUCAUUAUGCAAUAAUAUUUUUAUCGUGCAGAACCAAUUUAAUGAUUUUCAAGAUCUAUUCAAGGUUAAAGUUGAUGAUUUUAGCUCAAUGGAGCAAUAUUUGCGUUUUAAAGUUUUUAUCGUAUUAGAAUCCAAUACUAAAAAAUGGAAAGCCACGCAACAUAAUAAUCUUAAUAAUCUUCGUGAAGCUUUGUUAAAAUCUUUUUAUGAUAUACUAAGUAAUUCCUCAUAUGAAAAUCUUUCUUCUCAAUUUUUUAAAUAUGUUUCUAAAUCAGUUGAAAAAUAUUUGACUAUCCAAGAAGAAUACAUUCCAGAAUUAUUAGAAGAGUACUUGAAAAAGAAGCAUUGGAUGAGUGACGCUAGAAAUCCUACACGUUAUGUUUAUGAACAAAGUUUUGGUGACUAUGAUGUUGAAAAAACUCGUAAAUAUAUUCAUGACCCAAUAUUAUUUAUGAAAGAGUUAUUUGAAAAUGAAGUUGAUGAUUUUGAAAAGAAAACCGUUGAUCAAAUAUUAGAAAAAACCGAAAAGGAUAUCAAUGAUGCUUUAGAAAAACUUUGCGAAAUCAUGUUAAUUUGUCAGCAACGUUUUUCAGGUUCAUCAGAAAAAAACUUGCCCCUUGAAAAAAUUAUCAAUUGUCAGCAAUGUUUUUCAGAAUCCUCAAAUAAAGAUUUGCCCCUUAAGAAAUUUAUCGAGAGGGUUCACCGUAGUUUUAUUCCAGCAUCUUUAAAUAAGACCAUAUACCCAAAAAUUUUAAUAGAGGAUGCAAUGCGUGUUCUCGGAAAAUGUAUUAUUGAUUCGCCUCAAGAUUUUUUUGUCAAAUUAAGUGAGGAAUAUUAUAAAUACGUGAAACAAUUUAAUACAUUAUGGAAAACUCAGCGUGCAGAUCUUUACAAAAAAACAUUAAUAGAUUGUAUAGAAAAUUCCAAGAAAUCAUAUUGGAACAAGCCUGAGAAUUUUAAAAAAUUUUAUUGUAGAAAAGUAGAUGAUGAUUACGAAAAUGAACUUAAAUUUGAAAAAUAUGUAAAAACAUAUCACCCAGAGUGGUGGCCACUUUUAGGUCGAAAAAAGCCCGAUGAUGAUCAAAUAAAGCAAGUUAGAGCAAUGUGGGUGCAUUUAAAGGACGAAAUAUGUAGAAAAUUUGACAUGGUAGAUAAGACCCCUGAAAAUUGGUACCAAAAUUAUAAACAUCUUGCUAAGCUUGUUGAGUAA